GUCUCGGGCCGAGUUGACCUGAUUACUUACGCCGGAAGUGCGUCACGGUUCACUGGCCCGUGCCAGAUAAAGAUCUACCCCGUGUACAGUCUCUUCACACCUGACCGGCAAUCAGACAACACGUGUGUUAGACCAUCUCUCGUUUUUAACGGAGUCAGUAUAUCUCUACGUAAGUAGUGCCAGUUAUCUUAGUGCUCCGGGCUUUUAGCUAGGACACUAAGCCAGUAUAUUCUAUUGGAUAAGUAUUUGACUGCUGUAUCAUCACCGUAUCCUGACCUGUCCAGCGACCCGUGGUGAUAUAGAUCGACCUCCAUUGUAAACCAGAUAGCGUGACCAACAGCGAGAUAUGGCAAACAGAGGGACCACUCAGCCCAUUGAUGAGCAGGCAGCAGCGUGUUUACGCCGAGGUGAGCUGUUUCAGCCCCCUACUGCAUUCAUCGAACGGAUGGCCCUCUGUAUGAUGUCGGAUCAACGCUUUGACGAGAUCGUCUUGGAUAUGUGCAGUUUGGCAAAGGGUAAGAUGGGUAAGAAGGGAGCUAACCGGAGACAACUUGAAGGUUGGCUGAAGAAGGUCGCGGAAACCUUGGACUCGCUGCAGCUCCGUUCAUUCGCCUGGAUUGAGCAGCACGUCGCCCCGCUGAGUCGUCGCCCUAGAGUAGGACCUGUACCUGCAGAGUCGACGGCUUGUUACCGUGACAUUCGCCUGUCUACCGACCCCAAUCUGGAGCGCAGGAUCGAGGAUGCAGUUACCACUGAGGCCCCUGCAGCAUCGGAAGAUGACCUGGACCUCUUGGGGGAUGACCCGAUGGAUAUUGAGCUCAUGCCCCCAGUGGAUACCAUGGAUACCCCCGUGUUGGAGGAGCCAUUGAUUGGAUCGCCUGCUGUAUCCUCAUCCCAGCGACCAGAUAGCCAGACUGUACCGUCAGGUCGCGUCUCUGCCAAGGGUCCAGCCAGUGUGCGUGAGGAUUUUAUCCCCGUCUCCCGUGCUAAACCCAAGGUAAGUGACCGGCCAUCCAGGAGUACUCGCCGGACCAGUCCUCGUAAGAAGAGUUCCCGUAGGAGUCCCUCACCUGUCCGUCAUCGUUCCAGUCCGCGGAGAGCUGCCAGAAGCCCUUCAGUGUCUGCCCCUAUGCGUCGGACGAGCCCCCGUAAGCGCCCUCACAGCCAGUCAACUGGACCUAUUCCCAGGAAGACAGUCCACGUUGAGGAGCCCCGUACCACUCGAGUUGUGACGUCUGCCGAGCCGAGACGAGGAGGAAUAGUGGUAGAGGUUCCGAGAGGUUCUGGAUCUACGUCGCGGAGCCGAGCGCCGAGGGUCAGACACUGUGUGAUUCCUGACUGCAAGGAGGUUGGGAGCUACGCCAAGCCCCACGCGUUCAACCAUCAUUUGCCGAGGGUUUUUGACGAGCGCCUGCCCCCUGCAGCAAUCAAGGUUCUUCGUGGACGGAAGGAGGCCCUUUUACAAGCCGCUGUAUGGCUUUUGAGAAGAGCCGUGGACAACUUGGACGACCUUGUGGAGUACGUGGAGAUGCAGCACCUGUUGACAACAUCAUCGGAGAAGCUCAGCUUUUCAGACUGCCAGAUAGUGGGGAUGAGGGCAUUUUGUGGCUAUUUGAGUGUACCAUGUCCAGACAACUUCACGUUGGAACCGGUGAGCUCUGUAGCCGUCCUCCUCCACUGGAAGGUUUUGUUGCUGAUAGCUGCCCGGAUCCCUGCUACCGAGCGAGAGUAUUGGAGGACGUUAUUUCCUGCCCCUGAGGAAGUGGGAACCCGAACCCCUCGGGCGUUUGAUGCUCACUUCCAUCUUGACCGCACCCUGAAGGCCAUGGGAUUACGACUGGACUCUACGUUCCAGUCCGUGUUGGAUGGUACCAGGAUGGACAAGGGAAAGGAGGUAAUCGUCGCCGGGACUUGUGCCUCUUUCUGCGACCCGGAGACUUAUCCAACCACGGAUAGUCUGAAGACCCUACCAGCGGAUAUGGAGGUCGCAGUAGGGGUACACCCCAAGAAAAGAUACUCGAGCUCGGAGUUGGAUCGUGUCAUCAGGAAGCUGAAGGACCUCGUACGACAACGCAGAGUGACAGCAGUUGGCGAAGUUGGUGUUGACCACUCCGUACCACCGGAGCAGUGGCCGCAGCAGUUAGUCAUGUUGGAGAAGAUUCUACCAUUGGUGGAGCCUCGACAUGUCUUGGUUCUCCAUUGUAGAGGGAUGUCCGGAGAUAGUGGAGCAGAAGCAUACCUCCUUCUUCUACACUACGUAAAGAAGGCAGUGCCUGAAGACCAGCGGAUAUAUCUCCAUUGUUUCAAUGGGGAUUCCUAUGUCCGUGAGCAGUGGUCUAGUGCUUUUAGGAAUCUGUACUUCGGAUUUACCAGCAUGGCUGCAGGAUUCACCCCACCUCAGGUUCGCGCCUUGAAGUGGAUCAACCCUGAGAGAGUGUUGUUGGAGACCGACGCCCCCUACUUCAACCGGUCAGGCCGCAAGUGGUCUGCACCCAACCAAUUGUAUUGGACGGCGGAGGCUGUAGCAAAACACCUCAGUUACACGGCGGAAUCCCUGCUGAAUGCGACCGUAACCAACGCUCAACGACUGUUUCGUCACUAG
Molecule: messenger RNA, 2602 nt
Organism: Pecten maximus
Lineage: Eukaryota; Metazoa; Mollusca; Bivalvia; Pectinida; Pectinidae
Exons: 2
Coding region: 347-2602 (751 amino acids)
Molecular function (GO): hydrolase activity, acting on ester bonds
Source: RefSeq, a predicted model, not a curated record